UGAAAAGUCAAAACAAAACAGAAUUCACGUGGCUUUUGGUGUUUUUGCAAAUAAACUCCUCCAGAAAUCAUGGGAAAACAGAAAUUAGGCAAGAGGAAGCAUUCUAAAUUGGUGAAGACGGUUGAGAAGACCGAAGAGGAGAAUGUGCUGCCGGAAACAAGAAAGUCAGACGAGCCUAUUCCCAAAAAAGACCGCUGGAUAAAUCGGCAACGCGUCCUGGUACUUGCAGCGCGUGGAAUUAAUCACAGAGAUCGUCAUUUAAUGAGGGAUAUCAAGACCUUGAUGCCUCACCAUCGGGAAGAGUCCAAAAUGGAACGUACAAAGACCCUGAGAGUGAUCAAUGAGAUGUGCACAAUGAAGCACUGCAAUAAAGCGAUUCUGUUCGAGGGACGUCGCAAGAUGGAUCUGUACAUGUGGAUGGCGAAUGUGCCUGAAGGGCCCAGUGUGAAAUUCUUCGUGGAGAACGUGCAUACAAUGGGUGAACUGAAGAUGACAGGCAAUUGCCUGAGAGGAUCCCGCCCCUUGCUCUCAUUUGAUCCCAGUUUCAGUCAACUUCCUCAUCUCAAGCUCCUCAGGGAGCUCCUGAUGCAAAUCUUCGGAGUGCCUAAUUACCACCCCAAGAGCCAACCCUUCAUCGACCAUGUUUACACAUUUGCCUACCUGGACAAGAGGAUCUGGUUCAGGAAUUUUCAGAUCCUCUCAGAAGAUGGUGCUCUUGUGGAAAUAGGGCCACGUUUUGUGCUCAAUCCUGUCAAGAUUUUCGAGGGAUCCUUCGGGGGCGAAGCACUAUGGGAAAAUCCAGACUAUGUAAGUCCAGCCAGGUAUCGGCAAAUGAUGAGGAAGCAGGCAAGUACAAGAUACGAAAAUCGAGUGGGACAGAAACUCUCCCGAGAAGCCAAGAAAUCAGAUGCCACUUACCCAACUGACGAAACAAACGAAGUAUACUGCCUGAAUCCCACGAAGAAAGCCACAAAGAUCGCUGCGCAGGAACAAGAAUCCUCCGAUAGUUCAGACGAAGACGAAGAUGAUGAAGUCAAUGGGAAUGAUUCAGAUGAAGUGGAAAAUGAUGAAUCUUCAGACCAAGAAGACUCUGAUUAACACUUUUAUUUGUAAGUAAAAUUUAUUAUGAAAUAAAAUAAUAAAACAUUCUACGAUUUGUAUUUUAAAA
Molecule: messenger RNA, 1168 nt
Organism: Phlebotomus papatasi
Lineage: Eukaryota; Metazoa; Arthropoda; Insecta; Diptera; Psychodidae
Product: ribosome biogenesis protein BRX1 homolog
Exons: 1
Coding region: 70-1098 (342 amino acids)
Biological process (GO): ribosomal large subunit assembly; rRNA processing
Cellular component (GO): nucleolus
Molecular function (GO): rRNA binding
Source: RefSeq, a predicted model, not a curated record